Messenger RNA from Hermetia illucens (black soldier fly), 8018 nucleotides. RefSeq names its product zinc finger protein 236 (gene peb). The transcript has 3 exons. Gene Ontology annotation, molecular function: DNA-binding transcription activator activity, RNA polymerase II-specific; RNA polymerase II cis-regulatory region sequence-specific DNA binding. Gene Ontology annotation, biological process: regulation of transcription by RNA polymerase II. Gene Ontology annotation, cellular component: nucleus. The record is from RefSeq and is a predicted model, not a curated record. The coding region runs from base 1038 to 6149 and encodes 1703 amino acids. NCBI's taxonomy places the organism in Eukaryota, Metazoa, Arthropoda, Insecta, Diptera, Stratiomyidae.
CAAGCAUUUCUCCUGGGGUGACUCUGGCCGCCGCCGUGUGUCGAAUGUCGACCUGGCCGAGCCGUCCGGCGUCUUGGAACUGAGGAGGGUUCGGCGGGCCGGCGGCGACCCCUGCCUCUGGAUCCGGAGGAAGCGCGCUGGCAGCGAGCGAUGUCGGGAAUCGUCACAUCUCCGAAGACAGUUGUAGGAGACGCAUCUGGGCCGAGCCGAGCUUGAGGUCUGGUCCGAGUCGUGAGUGAGGAGUGAACGUUUUCAGUGGACCACUCGGCGCAAGCCAUUUCACGACUGCUUUCAUUUUCCGAGUUUGCAACGGGCGCACAGCACGCCCGACCCGCUCACGAACAACAACAAACAAUUUCGAUCUCGGAAGUGCGCUGCGGAACUGUAUCCGGUCUGGUGCGAAAACACUUGGCGGACGCUUUCCCGAUUCCUGGAAAAUUCGUGAUUUGUGUCUCGAGCGCGGGUGCAAUUCGACGAAGGGACGAGCAUUUUCCGCCCCCGGAGUGGCGCAGGCAUGCGCGAAUCGAUACGGACACGGAGCCUGAUUUCCGCAGACGAGACUGACGACGGCCAGACGGCCAAGGAGAUCAGGGAGUCGCGGCGCAGAGGCCUCGCGACGAGGUCAAGUGAGUGAGGGUGGAGUGUGAAUCUUCCCGCGGGAGCGGAGGCGAGUCGCAGGUGAAAAUUUUUUGACGAUUCUCAUCUUCGGCGCUAUCUUUGCAAAGGUGGACUCGCGAUAGGCGCGCGCGUCUGCCAACGAACCGUACCACGGAGUUGUCUGCUGCUGGUGUCGCAGUGGUUUGUGCCUCGCUCUUUUCCGCGCGCCAAAAAAUUCAAAAAAAAAGUCAGGAACGUAAUUGAGUGCGAAACGGUGGAAAAGCCAGUGACAGAUUUGUGAGAAACUAAAGAAAAUCCGCGGAGUCAGAAACAAAGUGAAUUCAGGUGAUGACGAGGAUUCUGAACAGGUGAAAAGUGCUUUGUGCAAUGUCCGGGUGCUGCCAAUUGGAUUUAACGGAAAACUCUCGUAACGAUAACACAUGACUAAUCGAAUUCGAACCGAAGUGCCACCGAUAAAAAUAAAAAUUACAAAAAUUAUGAAAAUGAAUCAGCAACAAUUGCAAGUGGUUGAAAUGAUGGAGCAGCAUCGUCGCGCUUCAAUCACAUCUGAAUCAUCUGUGGAAGUCAUGGAUCUGGCGCGUACUCCAAACCAAAGAAUCAAUCGAGCCCCAAACAAUGACUCGAGUCCCAGCAAUUCGGAACACAAUGAAUCCGAUAGCUACGAAUCAGACACGGAGGAAUGUCCUUCAACCAACAAACCCCAUCCAAACAGUUUCUCCAGCAACGAGCGAAGGAACUCAAGGAUCAGCCUCAACUCGAAUGGCGGAAAUAUUCGGAAGAAAUUUCGAAGUAGUACGCCCAACGCUAAUAUCAACGCGAAUAAUUAUAAUAACAAUAACAACAAUUUGUUGACGACAAAUGCAAUAAACAAUAGUUUAGUAUCUAACAACACAUCGAAUCCACAAACAGAUCGAACCCAGAACGAGUCCGGCUUCGUAGAUUUGAGUAGUCAACAUUUGAAUUCUAGUCCGGAGCCACCGGGAGCCAUUGAACGCGAUGAUGUUAAAUACAUUUGUCCAAUAUGCGAGGUAGUCUCAGCCACUCCACACGAGUUCACCAAUCACAUUCGAUGCCAUAACUACUCCUCUGGUGAUGCUGAGAAUUUUACGUGCCGUAUCUGCUCGAAGGUACUUUCGUCAGCCUCCUCAUUGGACCGUCAUGUUCUUGUGCAUACGGGCGAGCGUCCAUUCAAUUGCAAGUACUGCCACCUCACGUUCACGACAAAUGGAAAUAUGCACCGGCAUAUGCGCACUCAUAAGCAACAUCUACAGCAGCGGAACGCUAACUUAGCCGGAGGCGGCGGUGGUGGCGGUGUAGGUGGCAAUAGGGGCCAUGCUCCUCCUGGAAGUGCAAGCGGCGGCAGUGGAAAUGGCGAUGGGGAGAGCGAUGAAAGCGACGGUUGCUCAACGGACUCCAGUGCAAGCAGCUCAAACAACAACAAGUACAACAACAAUAAUAACAACAAUAACAACAACAACAACAAUUACAAGCGAAAGAGCACCGACGAUGAUAGUGGGCUCGUGAAAAGGCGAAUGAAGACCAUCAACAAUAACAUCAUCAGCGAAUCCGAACUAGAAUACACCGGGUCCUUGCAGAAGCUCUCCUGUCCGCUCUGCAACCGGAACGACUUUGCCAAUAUGUUUGCCCUUGGUUCGCAUAUGGAUCGCGAACACCCCGGCAUCCCCGCCAAAUGUCGACAAUGUGAGAUGGUCUUCAAGAGUCAUAAGUCCUUAAACGCUCAUCGUUGCCCACAAAAGACAAAUAUCACCCAAGGAUUCAAAGACAUGACAUUCGUUGACUUCUCCAGCGAGAAAUUCCCGCUUAUUGCCAAGUCCCUGUGCGAGCAGUCAAUCCACACCCCAAUCACUAAUCAGAAAUUUGAAUGUUUGAAAUGUUUUCGCGCCUUCCCGUGCGCCAGUGCCGUUGAAAUUCAUGCCAAAGAUUGUGGGGAUUCCCCGCAGGACUACUCGAUUAGAAAACGUGCCGCCAGCGAAAGUUCAGAGGAGGAAACCCGUCGAGAUGAAUUUUUUGCUCAUUUAGAUUUACGAAACAAGUCUGCCAUGAGUUUGGCCAGCACAAUGUCAUCUCCACGAACAUCUGAGAAAUCAGACACAAAUGUAAAAACUGAUCUCGAGAAGACAUCGCAAUCUGCGAAUUAUAAUUGUAACGAAUCCAAGGAUUUAGCUGAUAUUCAGUCGAUUUUGAACGUGACCUCGUCAUCGAAUAGUUUCCUGAGGAAUUUCGAGAGUGUUGUCAACACACCACCAAACAGUGAUUAUCUGCUGGGAAAGGACGAAGAAGAAGCCCAGGACGCUUUCACAUCCGAGUUCCGGAAAAUGAAGCUUCGAGGCGAGUUUCCAUGUAAGUUGUGCACUGCAGUGUUUCCCAAUUUACGAGCUCUGAAAGGACACAAUCGGGUGCAUCUGAGUGCUGCAGGAGCAGGACCGUAUCGAUGCAAUAUGUGCCCAUAUUCCAUCCACGAUAAGGCUGCUCUCAUCCGACACAUGAGAACGCACAAUGGCGACCGGCCUUAUGAAUGCGCAGUUUGCAAUUAUGCAUUCACGACAAAAGCGAAUUGUGAACGGCACUUACGUAACCGACAUGCAAAGACCACAAGAGAAGAAGUGAAACGUGCCAUAAUUUACCAUCCUUCCGAGGACUCAAGCUGCGAGGAUCCCAUCAAGAAACUCCAACUGUUCUCCUCUCCUGAACUUGAUGACGACGAGCCAUCAAGUGCUCCGAAAGACCGAUCAACGCCAGUUUCACACCUGAAAGAGAUGCUGCAAUCGAGCAGUCCAAUGAAAAUCCAAGUGAAAAGUCUUGAAAAGCUGAUGGACAACUCAAACGUUACGAUGAGACCGACUGAAGAGAAGGAGAGUGACCUAGACAGCAGUGCAACAUCCACUGACUGCACUCGACCGAUCGACCUGAGCAUGGACGUUUUAGAUCUAAGCAAGAAGACUAAAGUGGAAGAACCAAAGCUAGUUGAGAAACCUGAGCCGAAACCUACAGAUUUGUCAGCGCUAGAAAAAAACCAUCAAUGGCUUCUGGCUCAACAGCAAUUCUUCAAGGAUUCCAUUCCACAAAUCGAUCCUGCCCACUAUCUUCAACUUUCUCAGCUCUGUCGCAAUCUUAUGUUUCCUUCAAUACCGCCCUUCCUGUUCCCGAAUUCAUUUCUUCCAAAUAACUUCGGCGAUCUCAAUAAAUUUCCGCCUAUGCUGCUGAACCCCAUGUUUCCGGGUGCCACUGAAGGAACCCCAGAACCGGCAGGAAUGCGUGUUCAAUCCAAUGCUACACCGCAUUCUCCGCUUAAAUCUCUGGAAAAUCCACUGCAAAAUUCUCCGGCUGCAAUUCAGCUUCAUCCGACGGUACCACAACAACUGAACAUUCCCCGUCACAGCCUAGGUAGUAGCCAGCCUCCAGCGAAUAUGAUGCCGCAGAUCCAGAACACUGGUCCGGUUAAAAUGGUCAUAAAGAAUGGAGUGUUAAUGCCAAAACAGAAACAACGUCGUUAUCGAACCGAAAGACCUUUUACAUGUGAACACUGUGCAGCCCGUUUUACUCUUCGCUCGAACAUGGAACGUCACGUUAAACAGCAACAUCCUCAGUUCUGGGCUCAACGCCAACGUGCAGGACAUCAUAUAAUGCGCCGAAGUGGAUCAGCUAUGUCACAAAUAUCCUCGACAUCUGUUUCGCCCCAAACUCCUGGUUUGCCAACCAAUCAUUUCACUGCCAUAUCGGAUCAAGUGAAAUACGCUAUUUUGGCGCAACAGUUGAAAGCUCGCAAGGACACUGACAUCCUUCAACAAGCUUUAACCCAAAACAAAAAUUCCGACAGCAAUCACUUGAACUUAAUUAACAAUAACGUCCACCAGAAUUCGGUGGUAGGAAAUGGCCUAGAGGAUGAUGACCCAAAGCUGAUCAUUGACGAAGGAAACGAAGGGAAUGACGAAGCCGAGGAAGAUGACGAAGACGAUGACAUUUAUGAAGAGUCCAAGCCUGAAGAUCUCUCCUCGAACACAUCAACCUCAGCUGCAAGAAAAGUCGCUGAUAACAUUCUUGAACAAGCAAUGAAAACUUCAUCUCAAGCAGUUUCCAAUGAUUCCGCAAUGGAAGAUGACGGUGAACUCAAUGAGGCUCACCUGAACGCUUCGAACAAUAUGUUGGCUCAAGCCGAAUCCGUGGGAAAGUACCUCAAGAAGGUGGCUAACUCGUCCUUCAAAGAUGAUUCGUCCGAUCUGGUGCCCAUUUCCAAGCUAGUUGACAAUGCUACCAACUCCUUGACAUCCUUCAAUAAUUACUUUCGUCCAACCGACAUGGCCAAUCACAUGGAACAAAGUGAUGAGGAAGGACUAGUAGCAUCUGGAAGCACAUCUGAAAGCAACAAUUCGGGAAACGAGGAACCCCAAGGAAAUACCGGUCGCGAUGGCAAACGCAAGUCAGCUUAUAGUCUGGCACCGAACAGAGUCUCUUGUAAUUAUUGCCAAAGAACAUUUCCUUGGACGAGUUCUUUAAGGCGACAUAUCCUGACACAUACUGGACAGAAACCUUUCAAAUGUUCACAUUGUCCGCUUUUAUUCACUACAAAGAGCAAUUGUGAUCGUCAUUUGUUACGGAAACACGGAAAUAUUGAAUCAGCCGUGUCACUUUACGUGCCUAUCGAGGACAUCCCUGAACCAGUUCCCAUUCCAAGGGUUGAAGAACCGUCAGAGGAACAGCACAAAUCUCUUCAGUUGGCGACAAGUGGCUUAAAUUUGACAGUCCCCAAUGUGAAGUCGAUGGAGCCACUGAUGACAUCCUCGGAUUUGCCAUUCAAAUGCCAUCUUUGCGACAGCUCCUUCGCUGAACGAAGCCAAUGUUUGGAACACAUAAAAGUGAAUCACUCACAGGAGUUUGCACUGCUGCUGGCAAAAGGAGCUAUAGACGCCGAAGCGGACUACAACCAAAUCCACUCAACGGAGGAUGAUGAACGGGUGGGGGAAGGCCGGGGCAAAUAUCCCGACUACGCCAACAGGAAAGUAAUGUGUGCCUUUUGCAUGCGCCGGUUUUGGUCAACGGAGGAUCUCCGCCGUCAUAUGCGAACUCAUUCUGGAGAGCGUCCUUUUCAGUGUGAAGUCUGCCUGCGGAAGUUCACUUUGAAGCAUAGCAUGCUACGCCAUAUGAAGAAGCACAGCAACGGGCACAGCAACCAUCAAUCCAGUCAAAUCAACAGUGGCUCGGACAUGUCUGAAGAUGAACAACCCACUACAGUGUUCCAUAAGAAUCCUUUGCUUAGUCAAAAGAUCCGCGAAGCACUGAGUCGGGCCGAGGCUUGGCGAAACAGUGCCCUGAGUGGUGACCACAAAGAAAAUAUUGCUCAACAUUCUCAAGGGAAGAGAGCGGACAAAGACGGUUCCGGUGCCAGCGGAAUUGGCAAUGACGAGAACUCAGAUCUGAUUAGUGACCUGUUAGGAAUCACUGGCCAGGGAAUUCUCAACAAACUCUUAUCGUCACCAGACGAAGCUGCCAAAUUGCUCGGAGUCGACAAAUAAACAAAUCUGGAUGUACCACUCCUGAAUGUUUUGUAAAUUGAUACCUUCUCUCUAGUCAACUAUAUUUGAAAACAGAAGCCUAACAAAAAGAUGAAACCUGUGUUAUUGUGGGAAUAUGCCUGCAUCGCCUGCAGAGCCUCCCAAGAUCCACAAGAGAUCUGAGGUCUUGCUGCGUAUCUGUCGUACCUUUGCGUUCUCGUAAACAAACAAAUCGAUACUAACCCACACAUUAUUCAAAUUUUAAUCGUAGUGAAGUAGUGUUUAGAGCCAUCUCAAGAAUUAUUCGCAAUUAAUAUAUCAACAAUAUCUGCACCGCAAUGUCAUGUUAGAUUUAAUCCUUAUCAACUUUUAUUGUUUCAUAUCAUAUUCAAGUAGUUUUUGGAGUCGUCCACUGGUGUUUCGAUAUCAUCAUUAUAUUCCGAGCAUUCAUGAGAAUACCAACGACUUUUAAUCUGUUGGGGUGAAUGCGAUGGGAAAUUUAUCUAUUUUUAGUUUUAUGGUUUAUAUGUUUUUGGAUACUGCACCCUGACUGGUCGCAUCCUGAAGUAAUAAUUUGCUCAACCCCUAUUUGAAUCGUCCAGAAAAAAACUACACUUAAACGAGGCUUGACUUCAAGGUACCUUCGCGUCAUUGAAGCGACCAAUUUCAAUCUACCAAAAAAAGUAUCUUUUAUUUGUUUUCUUAUUUUUCAUAUCUGGAAAAGAUUUUUUGUGGUUUCCGCAGAUACUAGAUUUUAUUUUGACAUUUAAAUUUUCGAUUCAUUGGGCCUAGAUGGAAUUCGCCAGGCUUUUUCAAACUCCAAUUUGACGGUUCAUUUUCCUGUUGGUGUUUAUCCUUGAACAUUCCUAGUAGCAACAUUUUUGUAGUUGUAUAAGCAAUUUACGACGAUAAAUUGUAACUUAUAGACUCUAAGCGAUUGAACUCUAUGGGAAGGCAACCUUGACCAUUUUUAAACUUGAAAAUCAAAAUUAGUUGUAGUUAGCAUUUACGCCUAUUUAAAGAGGACAUACCUAUAUAUCAGUAACAUAAUUUUCCAAUAUGAUUGACAUAUACGAGUAGUUACUUAACGUGUAGAACGUGCAUUUGAAAAAGCAUCGAAAAGAGGCAGAGUUUUAAGGAUAUAAAUUUCGGGAAUUUGGUCCCCAAAAAAAACCACUAAAACAUUGUUUAGGGGCGCCCUAUUCUUAGUAAAUCUGGGUAUAAAUACGUCAAAUAAGUUACUUACCUUCUAAGAACAAAUAAAUAAAUAAGAAAAAUAAAAGCGAAUCAAUUUUGACAUUGAAUUAAACAUUGUACAUGCGCAGGCCUUUAAUACCGAAGUGUGGCUUAUUCUGUAGUUAGUUGCUGAUCCUCGAUAGCUACUGCUUACAUACUAGAAACCUUACAUGAAUACUACUUAGUUGAAAUCAGAUUUUUUAAAUAUUUUUGUAGAAUCUUAAUACUUUUAGUUGAUUUCUUAUUGUGAUUUACUUUGAUAAAACAAAAGACAAAACAUUUAUAAACGAGUUUAGAACAACGAACUGUUAUUUUAAAUCUUUUUUUAUUUUUAAUUAUUAUUAUUAUUUUUAAGUUUCUGUUGAAAGUGAAGUUCAUUUGUUUAAUUUAUUAAAGACUUAACUUAAAGAUAUAUAUUUUACGCAGAUCCUAAAUUAGAGUUUAUAAGGGAGUUGAUGAAUACAAAGCAGAAGAUUUUUUCAUUUUAGUUUUAUUGUAUUUUAGAUUUAUAAUAAGAGUAGUUGUAGAGCAAGUUCAAUUGUAUUUAUGAUUAAAUAUUCAUUGACUUAAAAUAUAUUGUAAAUGGUAUCUUUGUGACAAAAGAAAAAGAAAUACAGCAAUAACCAAAGCAUUUGUGUGUAAAAUAAAAAAAAA